AUGGCUGGUGGUGGCGGAGUGGCAAAGUAAAUAUCCAACUCUAGCCACCGACACGGAGGUGAAUAGCUGUUUUAGUGCAUGCUAAAACAGCGGGAUAAUAGACAGAAAUAUGGUUUUAGCUUAUUUAUUCCUGCAUGAUUACUACUUUCGGGCGCAAAUCCCACGCAAAUUGCUAAUAGCAAGUGAAUAGCAAAGGAUAUUUGGAGUUUGAAUAACCAAUCCGAGUGCUCCUUAAACACCAUCUACUUAUAUACUGAAGUUUGUUGUGGUUCCUGAAGGACGCUCGAGGCCAUUCAGAAGAGCACCUCAUUUUCCACGAUCUUUUGCAUAUGUUGUCACCCAAGAGAAAAUAGAAAUCCCAUGCUAAUUCAUUUUGUUUGAUUCAUGCUAAAGAAACCUCAUGAAAUUAGUCCUCGAAGUUUAUCUCUAAUACGGGCCCUCAUUUCGAUUACAGUAACAGGCUAUUUUUUCCGUUUUUCUUCAAGAAUUUUUGUGCGCAAUCACCAUGCAAGAACUACGGAACCUGUCAGUCGGGUUUUACAAAACAACGGUAUCGAUGUUUAUGUCCUAAAGGAUACAUCAGCCACGAUUGUGAAACAGGUAAGUCCAAAAAAUAAAAGAUAAUUUGAUUUUAUCAAUAGAGUUGAUAAUGUAAAUUGGUUGCCUUCUUCUUAUUAAACAUAUUAACAUGAAUAAUCUACUUUAUUAGUAUGGGUACAAAACGACUCAAUAA
This is a messenger RNA of Pocillopora meandrina, 733 nucleotides long. NCBI's taxonomy places the organism in Eukaryota, Metazoa, Cnidaria, Anthozoa, Scleractinia, Pocilloporidae. The record is from the annotation of a GenBank genome assembly.